AUGCAGUCUGCAGAGGCUGUACAAAUCGACCUGGGGAAAGCCCAGGUCGUGGAUCGCGUGCCAAAGGUCAUCAAGGAGAUAAAAUUCGGCGUCCUCUCGACCCAAGAUAUCGUGAGUCAAGCCGUCGUUGAGGUUUCUGAUAGGAAGCUCUUCGAUCUCGACAAUGAUCGCGCUGUCGCCCCCCACGGCCCGCUCGACGGGCGCAUGGGAAUAUCGAGUAAAUCGGGCACUUGCGACACCUGCGGCGGAGCACUACAGGUCUGCAGCGGACAUUUCGGGCAUGUAAAGCUGGUUCUUCCGGCUUUCCAUGUGGGUUAUUUUAAACGGGUUAUUAGCAUUCUGCAGGAGAUUUGCAAGGAAUGCUCACACAUCCUCCUUCCCGAAACCGAGCGCAGAGCGUUUCUUAGAGAGUUAAGACGACCUGGUAUAGAUAACCUCAGGCGCAUGCAGAUUGCGAAGAAGAUCAACGAGCGAUGUCGAAAAACGCGGACCUGCUACAAAUGCAACGCAGUCAACGGUGUGGUGAAGAAAGCCGGAACAAGCGCACUGAAAAUCACUCAUGAGAAAUUCCGCGCCUUCAACGCGUCCGCGUCCGUGAAGAAGAUUCCCCCGCCCAGCAAAGUCGUCUUCGACAAGUCAUUCGAAGAAGCCAAGAAAAGCAAUCCGGAUAUCGACAAACAUUUCAAAAAGGCCCACGACGAUCUACAUCCACUGCGCGUGCUGAGACUGUUUCGGUCCGUUUCUAACGAAGACUGCGAGCUCCUUAGCCUGAAUCCCGAGGAGGCUCGGCCAGAAGUGUUUCUCUGGCAAUACGUUCCGGCUCCGCCUGUGUGCAUUCGACCAUCGGUUGGACAGGAGGCGGCUAGUACCGAGGAUGACUUGACAGCAAAACUGGGAGAUAUCAUCCAGAGCAAUAUCAAUCUCAAAAAUGCACUCAUCAAGGGUGCGCCGGUACAGACCAUUAUCGAAUGCUGGGACUAUAUGCAGCUGCAGCUCGCAGUGUAUAUCAACAGUGAUGUGCCGGGUUUACAGAAGGCUGAUUUUGGAAAGCCGAUUCGGGGCUUCUGCCAACGACUCAAGGGGAAACAGGGGCGAUUCCGUGGAAAUCUUUCAGGCAAACGAGUGGAUUUCUCUGGUAGAACCGUCAUUUCUCCAGACCCGAAUCUGCGUGUCAACGAGGUCGCUGUUCCUCAGCUUGUUGCCAUGAACAUGACUUAUCCCGAGCAGGUGACAAGAUAUAAUAAAGAAAAACUCCGCCAACGUAUUCGAAAUGGCACAAAGACUUGGCCGGGAGCAAAUUACGUCUUAAAGAAAAGUCAGAAUUUUAAAAUGAACUUGAAAUUCGGUAACCCCAACCUGGUUGCGAACGAGUUGGAGGAAGGGGAUAUUGUUGAGCGGCAUAUUGAAGAUGGAGACAUCGUUCUGUUCAACCGACAACCAUCCCUCCACAAACUCAGUAUUCUUUCCCAUUUUGCCAAGGUUAGGCCUCACCGAACAUUCCGUCUGAAUGAGUGUGUAUGUAACCCAUACAAUGCCGAUUUUGAUGGCGAUGAGAUGAAUCUACAUGUCCCUCAAACGGAAGAAGCGAGGGCCGAAGCGAUGGAAUUGAUGGGAGUUAAAAAUAAUCUGGCUACACCAAAAAACGGCGAACCCAUCAUUUCCGCUAUUCAGGAUUUCAUCACUGCUGCUUACUUGCUGAGUAGUAAAGAUAUUUUCUAUGAUCGCAAAACUUUCACACACAUCUGCCUCUACAUGCUUGAAUCCGACACCCGUUUUGACCUUCCGCCGCCCUCAGUGCUAAAGCCCCAAAUAUUGUGGACAGGGAAACAAGUCUUCAACGUGUUGAUGCGACCCAAUAAGCAAUCUCCGGUUUUAAUUAAUUUAGAUGCAGCAUGUCGAGAAUUCAAAGCGCCGAAAGGAACUCCUCGUGACUUGGAUGCUAACGAUGGAUGGCUUUGCAUUCGUAACUCCGAAAUCAUGUGUGGUGUCAUGGAUAAGUCUACCAUCGGAUCCGGCAAAAAAGAUUCGGUAUUUUAUGUUAUGCUUCGAGAUUUCGGCCCCGAUGUCGCAUCUGAGGGCAUGAACCGGCUCUCAAGGCUGUCCGCUAGAUGGCUCACCAACCUAGGUUUCUCGAUCGGUAUAACAGACGUAUACCCUGGUGAAAAACUUUUAGAGGAGAAACACCAUAUAGUAGAACAUGCUUAUGCGCAGUGUGAUGAAGUUAUUCAACUAUUUAAAAACGGGAAGCUUGAGAAGGCUCCAGGCUGCGACGAGCAGAUGACAAUGGAGAACGCGAUAUCCGGUUUACUCAGUAAAGUUCGACAGCAAGCCGGAGAGAUCUGUAUCGCGGAACUGAGUAGAUGGAACUCUCCCCUGAUCAUGGCCACUUCAGGGUCCAAGGGUUCGGAUAUUAACGUCGCUCAGAUGGUUGCCCUUGUCGGCCAACAAAUUAUAGGGAAUCAACGGGUUCAGGACGGCUUUCAAGAUCGAACGUUACCACAUUUCCCCAAGCAUGCUCGCCAACCUCCCGCGAAAGGUUUCGUGCGGAACAGUUUCUUUUCGGGAUUGACACCAACGGAAUUUCUUUUCCACGCCAUUUCUGGAAGAGAAGGUCUCGUCGAUACAGCAGUUAAGACUGCGGAGACUGGUUACAUGUCCCGUAGGUUGAUGAAAUCUCUUGAAGACCUAUCAACGCGAUACGAUGAUACCGUAAGGAAUUCGUCUUCAAAUAUUGUGCAGUUCCAAUAUGGUGACGAUAAAUUGGACCCUGUCGAUAUGGAGGGCCGAGCUAAACCAGUCCACUUUGAUCGCACGUUUACCCAUGCUGAGGUGACAACCUUUGAUAACUCCGACAAAGGCCUUCUUCCGGAUGAGAUAAUAACUUUGUGUCAAAACUUACUCGCUCCUGAGCGGGCCAAGCUUGCAAGAUUUGACCUGUUAGGCAAGAAGUUAGAGUAUAAUGACAGAAGUGAUCACGGCAUAGAUCAGCUGGAAAGCGCCAGAGAUUUUCUCCAGUCCAUUGAGGAUUAUGUAUGUGCGAAAGCUGAAAAACUGAGGUCCAUUGAUAGCGGCACUAAACAGCGGGGAAAGGGCGUAAUUCAUACCGCAAAAGUGUCAACCAGAGCUCUCACUUCAUUCAUCACCGCCUGCUUAACCAAGUAUAAGAGAGCCCAAGUUGAGCCAGGUCAUGCAGUGGGUGCAGUCGGUGCACAGUCCAUUGGAGAACCGGGGACGCAGAUGACAUUGAAAACUUUCCAUUUCGCUGGUGUUGCUGGUAUGAGCAUAACUCAAGGUGUACCGCGUAUCAAGGAGAUUAUCAAUGCUUCCAAGGAAAUCAGUACACCAGUUAUCACCUGUGAGCUUGUCAAUAAGCAGGACCUUCGCGCAGCGCAGAUUGUAAAGGGCCGAGUGGAAAAGACCUUUGUCCGAGAUAUCAUAUAUUAUAUCGAGGAAGAUUGGACCGGCAAUGAAGCGUACAUCAAUAUUAAAAUCGACUUUUCCACCAUUCAAAACCUACAACUCGAACUAACCCUCCAAGAUAUCCUUAUGGCCAUUAAAAAACACAAACGAUUCAAAUCCGCAGAUCUAAAAUUUCGUUCCUUCGGCUCACACAUUCACAUUUUCGUCGAUCAACAAACCACCCGAACCGCUCUCUCCAAAACUGAAGAAGCUGCUACCGGUGCUGACCCGUAUAUCCGCCUUAAACAUCUCAAACGGCUCAUUCCCAACAUCCAGGUUAUCGGCCAUCCCCAAUGUGCGCGAGCCAUCAUACGAACAGACGAAACAAACACCACCAACACCCUGCUUGUGGAAGGUUAUGGUCUGCGCGACUGCAUGACCACCGACGGUAUCAACGGUCGCCACACACGCACAAACAACAUCAUGGAAACACGUGCCGUGCUCGGCAUCGAAGCCGCGAGAACGACCAUCGUCGACGAGAUUGGCGAGGUUAUGAAAGACAUGGCCAUUGACCCAAGACACAUGCAGUUGCUUGCAGACGUCAUGACGUACAAGGGUGAGGUGUUGGGGAUUACACGGUUUGGCCUCGCCAAGAUGCGCGAUUCCGUCCUACAACUGGCUAGUUUUGAGAAGACAGCGGAUCAUCUGUUCGAUGCGGGCGGGGCCGGGAGGACUGAUCUUAUCGAGGGAGUGUCGGAGUGUAUUAUUGUGGGGAAGAGUGUGUCCCUGGGCACAGGGGCGAUGGAAGUAGUACGCGCCCUCAACUUUUAUGAGGGCCAGAUUGGACGGAGGAAGACGGCUUUUGAAGAUGCGUGGGAGGAGAUCUGUGAGGCCCGGGGCCGUAGUACCGGGGCAGUGGGCAAAGGGGUAGUCCCGAGGGUUAUGAAGAAACGAAGGAAGGAAGCCGUAUGA
Molecule: messenger RNA, 4371 nt
Organism: Histoplasma capsulatum G186AR
Lineage: Eukaryota; Fungi; Ascomycota; Eurotiomycetes; Onygenales; Ajellomycetaceae
Product: DNA-directed RNA polymerase III largest subunit
Exons: 3
Coding region: 1-4371 (1456 amino acids)
Biological process (GO): DNA-templated transcription
Molecular function (GO): DNA binding; DNA-directed RNA polymerase activity
Source: RefSeq, a predicted model, not a curated record